AUGAGUGGUGUUUAUUCCAUUGCUGAGGUGGCUGAUGAUAGCAACAAAAGACCUGAAAGAACCAUUUUUUGUUAUUUAGAAAAAGGAUUUGAAGAAAGUCAAAUUAAGUCAUUGAAAGCGGUUGCUAAUUUGGUAAGAGCAAAUGGUGCAAAAGUUUGUGAUUCUUUGGAGGAAGUGGUUGAAUAUUUGAACAAUCAGCAAUUAGGAUUGGUGGAAGAAAUAACUUCUAUUGAUUCUACUAGUCAAAUAACAAGAGAACAAUUUAUAAUUCAAGAAGAACAACCUGCUAAAGAAGAAUUGUAUGUUGAUAAUUAUGAUAAGGAUAGGUUUGAUAAAGGAAUAUACAAUCGCUUUUAUGGCUCCUUAGAACCUCUGAAAGAACUAAAGAAGCUGAGGUGGCUAAACAUUGAAAUAGAAAAAGAGUUAAAAGAGGCUGCCCAAAUUGCAGAUAUGGGUGAAGAAACUACGGAGAUUAGGGAGGAGGAUACUAAAUGA
Messenger RNA from Paraglomus brasilianum, 495 nucleotides. Lineage: Eukaryota; Fungi; Glomeromycota; Glomeromycetes; Paraglomerales; Paraglomeraceae. The record is from the annotation of a GenBank genome assembly.